UGCAGAUCAUCUUGUGUACUGGAUAACCCUUCUUUUAUGAUUCUGUGAUUUUCUGAGGAAGGUUUCUUAGCUCUGCUGUAGGAGGCGGGUACAAUUCCAAUCAAGCAGACGCGUUUCAGAUGUGCUGUUUCCUUCCUCAAGGGCUUUUCUGGCAGGGGUAGGAACAGAACAUGGUUGUCCUGACCCAAUCGAUUGUGUUUUCCCUUUUCUGCCUUUUCCUCUCAGGAAGAUCAGGUGAUGAAGAGACACACACCUUUUCAACAGAGACGGUUAGCAGAUGGGCUGUCAGUGUCCUUCUACUGCAUUUGCCUUGUCACCACAGACUCAACCAAGAACCGUUUGUUCUUCUUCACGAGCUGCACUCAGAAGGGCCUGCUGACCACGGAAGAGAGGUGGCCGUGCCACGCCAGACAGAUGUGCCUCCUGAAAGACCCCUGCUGUGCUCUCCACCGUGGCAGAGCCAGGAGGAGCCACGGCCAGCAAGCAGAAGGAGGAGAGACGUGGCUGGAGGCGAUGGACAUCCAGCUUCCCAGCUGGGUUCCGGGGUUGACGCGCAGGGAGAUGGCAUGGGUACGUCAUGUACAUCACCACUCCCUUCUCCUGAGACCCCGCCUGGAGCACUGCAUCCAGCUCCGGGGUCCCCAGGGCAAGAAAGACAUGGAGCUGGUUGGCAGAGGAGUGUGCAGAGGAGAAACCCCGGCACUGCUGCGGCAGAGCCUCUCCAAGCACUUGCUGUCCAUGUGCACCACGUUUGCGAUGAAGCAGCAGGACCCCGACUCGAGGGAGCAAGGGGGGCUGCUCUGCUCUUUCCAGCGCUGCUUCGUUUGCGGCGAGACGGGCGCCGCCAUCACCUGCCAGCAGAAGGGAUGCGACCGCAGCUUCCAUCUCCCUUGCGCCUCAGAGGGUGAAUGUGUCACCCAGUUCUUCGGGCUGUACAGGUCCUUCUGCUGGGAGCACCGCCCAGAGCAGGCAGUGCAGGCCGCUCCAGAGCACAACACCACCUGCAUCAUCUGCCUGGGCCUCGUGGAGGACAAAAAGUCCUACCACACCAUGGUGUGCCCAGCAUGCCAACACGCCUGGUUCCACCGGACCUGCAUCCAGAAGCAGGCUAUCCAUGCCGGCGUCUGCUUCCGCUGCUUGCGUUGCCAAAGCAAAGAUGAGUUCGUGAUGGAAAUGCUCACCAUGGGGAUUCGAAUCUCCAAGAGACAACCGUCACGGGAGAGCGACCAGGCAUUUGGACUGGUGUAUCAGAGGCACAUCCGCUGCAAUGCCAGCAAGUGCCUUUGUCUGGGAGGCAGGGAGCAGGCAGAGGAAGAGGGGUCCUGGCAGAUGCUCCUGUGUAGCUCCUGCGCAGCCAAAGGCAUCCACAGGCGCUGCUCCUACCUGAGGAACAGCGCAACCACCUGGCAGUGUGACUGCUGUGCUGGCCUGGGCCCUGGCGCCAGUGACAAGUCAGAGCUUGCCAGCAUCAGAACCGCCAGCCAGGCGGCAUCGGGGCUGUCCCAUGGCUCCCUGGUGCCUGAGAGCAGCAGGCCCAGCACCAUCACCUACACACCACCGGGGCCAUCCCGCAGCUCCCCAGGGCCUGAAAGCAGCAGCCGCUCCAGCCACCUUGGGCCAGACCGCAUCCGGCACCGCUCGCGGUUACAACGUCGGGCGCAAAAGCCAUACAGCCGGCCUGGCAAACCCCGUGGGACCAGCCACGUGCCAGCUCCAAGCGUCGAGCCGAGCAGCCCCAGCACUGCCUGGCAGAUGGCGCUGGGGCUGUUCCUUGGUGUGCUGGCGCUCCAGAGGAGCAGCUCCACCUCUGCCAGCCAGGCAGCGUCGGGGCUGUCCCGUGGCGCUCUGGUGCUCGAGAGCAGCAGCCGCUCCAGCCACCCUGGGCCAGACCGCAUCCGACACCGCUCGCGGUUACAACAUCGGGCGCAAAAACCAUACAGCCGGCCUGGAAGAUGCUGCUGA
Grus americana (Whooping crane) is the source of this 1962-nucleotide messenger RNA. RefSeq lists its product as uncharacterized. The record is from RefSeq and is a predicted model, not a curated record. Gene Ontology annotation, cellular component: nucleus. The transcript has 9 exons. Lineage: Eukaryota; Metazoa; Chordata; Aves; Gruiformes; Gruidae. Bases 238 to 1962 code for a protein of 574 amino acids.